AUGCUGAGGGGAAACCAGAGCCAUAUUCCUGAAUUCCUCCUUCUGGGACUGACCAGUGACCCCAAAUAUCAGGAGUGGCUCUUUACCAGCUUCCUAGUCAUGUAUCUGGUCAACGUGGCUGGCAACUCAGUCAUCAUUGCAGCCAUCCGGGGGGACACCCGCCUCCACACCCCCAUGUACUUCUUCCUCUCCAAUCUGUCCCUGGUGGAUGUCUGCUUUACAACCGUCAUCGUGCCACGGAUGCUGGCAGACAUGUUGAGCAAGACCAAGAAGAUCCCCUUUGCCCAAUGCCUCACACAGAUGUAUUUCUUUGUGGCCUUUGGGAUCACUGACAGCUUCCUCCUGGCUGCCAUGGCUAUUGACCGCUACAUGGCCAUCUGUAACCCACUGCAUUACACCACGACCAUGAGCCCCCAGCGCUGUCUCCUGCUGGUGACGGUGUCCUGGGUGCUGUCCCACCUUCACUCACUCACCCACACGAUUCUCAUGGCCCGCCUCUCCUUCUGUGGGCCCAACGUCAUCCACCACUUCUUCUGUGACGUCCAGCCACUGCUGACGCUCUCCUGCUCUGACACCUCUGUCAAUGAGCUUUUGGCCUUCACAGAGGGCUCCUUGGUGAUCAUGAGUCCCUUCAUCUUGAUCAUUGUCUCUUACGUCCACAUCACCCGUGCCGUUCUGAGGGUCCCUUCUCGAGGAGGCAGGCACAAGGUCUUCUCCACCUGUGGGUCCCACCUCACAGUUGUGGCACUCUUCUAUGGGACCAUAAUAUUCGUGUACAUUCGCCCCUCAUCCACCUACUCAGUGACAAAGGAUCGUGUGAUCACUGUCAUCUACACAGUGGUUACCCCCAUGCUGAAUCCUUUUAUUUAUAGUCUUAGGAAUAAGGACAUGAAGCAGGCCUUGAAAAAGCUGAUCAGGAGAGUAGAAUAG
Molecule: messenger RNA, 930 nt
Organism: Felis catus (domestic cat)
Lineage: Eukaryota; Metazoa; Chordata; Mammalia; Carnivora; Felidae
Product: olfactory receptor 1L6-like
Exons: 1
Coding region: 1-930 (309 amino acids)
Biological process (GO): G protein-coupled receptor signaling pathway
Cellular component (GO): membrane
Molecular function (GO): G protein-coupled receptor activity; olfactory receptor activity
Source: RefSeq, a predicted model, not a curated record